GGGGGUGGGGGAAAGGAAAGUUGGUUCAGCCCUUCCGUCCUCCCCCUGUUGUCGAAUUGGUACAAUCCCGUGCGCUCACCGCAUUCCAGAAGUCGGGGCGGGUCCACAAGGGGAGGGGCGAGAUCGAGAGUACGCGCGAGCGAGAUGGAGAGAAUAGACUGAUGCCCUUGUAAGGAAAUCGAGGAGCCUUUCCUGUUUGUCACUAACGGGCUCGGCGCUGGUGACGACACAGGGUUCGCGCGGGUCAAGGUGACGUGUCCGCUGGAACGCCCGAGGGGGAGGAGGGUUGCACUGAUUGUUAUAGGUAGCAGCUGUUGCUUUUGAAUGCUUUGCUGUCUGCUGCUGUGUAGGGAUUUUUUUCCUGCUCCGGCUCUACGGUGGCAGGAGGUUCCGUUGGUGCAUUUCCAAACUCAUCUUUGCGGAGUAUCAGAAAGCCAAAAGCUAUUAUUACAGGCGUCUGGUGGAGAUACUGCAGCCUUGAACCCCACAACUGGCCUUCACUGAAACCCGCAGAAAUGCCGUGCUAUUUUCUACCUUAAAGAUAGAAACAACAAACAUGAAUUCACUGGGGCUGGAACAUAAUCCUGGGGAAACACCCAAACUGCCUAAUAAUGCUUCAACUGAUAAUUGCGAUUUUUUUUUUUAAGGUCAUGCAAUCAUUGCUCAGCCGUUAUUUGUUGAAUGGGAUCCAGACCUUUCUCUCUUUCUCUCAUUUAAGACCUGGAGGUCCCAACACCCAAACCACAGUGUUUUGUUGCAGGAAAAUGUGAACUUAACCAUUGCCUAUUGAUAAUAAUUAAAUUAAUUUUAUUUGUUCCUAGUGCAGGUUCCUCCUGGAAAGCUGAACAUGUCCAGGUUUUACAUAAACAGAAGUACGGUAUGCUAUAGAGACAGGUUGGACUUGUAAUAAAACGUUGCCAAGUUGUACCAUUCUCCAGAAUGCUCUUCCACUCUCUGAUUUUCUGUUGAUCCCCUCAGACUUUGUGUUCUGUGGUCACUGAACAUGCUUAGUCCUUAUUAGGCAGGGGGUUUUGUCUUGUUUUUUGGAGGGGGGUUUCUCCCUUAGGUUCCUCUCCAUGUCAGCACUUACCAAACUGAGUUAAUUUUUUAGAGGAUAUGAAAAAGAUUUCAGGAAUUCCCAGGCUCUCCACACAUAGGUUCUUAUGAGCUUUUCCAAUUUCCUUCCCCUCACUCCCAGUUUGGGGCAGAGAGCAGCUUUUAUUAGCCUAUUAUUGUUAUUAUUUUAUUUUACUAUUAGCUUUUUUAUUAGGCCGCUGUAUUCCAGGAAAUGUAUAUUCCAGCCUUUAAUUUUCCUACAUGCAUUCCUACAUUUGAUUUUCUUUUUUAAAAAAAUAACUUCCUCCUCUUCUAGAUUACUCAAACCUAGGAGUACUGGAUUAGUCUUUUAAAAAUAGCAAUUGAACUCCUUCAUUUCACUUUGGAGUUGUUGGUUUGUUUUUUGUUUACAUUUUACAUUUAGUUCAUUGGUUUAAGUGGUGAGUGCAACUCCCUUACAAUAUACUUCUGCUAUUCCUUAGAAUGUGACGACAGAUUAUUUCACCACUGCUGGGCUACUGGCAGUAAAAGCAAAGUAUGAGGUUUCUUUUAUUGGUUGCUGCUAGAAAAACUGCAGAAGAAAUUGUGCAGUGCCUAUCACAGAAAUGUUCCUUAUUUCAAGAAAGAAAACUCUUGUACAGGACAGUUUGUGAGAAGUUUUUCUCUCCUCAUGGAAAUAAUAGGAGUAAUAUAUCAAACAGAUAUUAAUAUGUGAAUCAACUCUUAAAUGUUAGCUGUAACCCUUUUGGUAGGAAUCUGGCACAUGGUGCUGAAUAAAAGUUAAUUAAAUAAUAAUUAAAUAAUAGUUUUCUAUUAUUUUUUCACCUUUAAAAUCUGAUUGCUCCUUAAAUCUGAUUUUUGCACCUUUUAAAUCUGUUUGCUCCCUCAAAGUGCCAGUUGUCUGCAGGUGCAAAAGGACAUCAGAGGAACUCCUUCACUGGAGAGUAGCUCAUUUGGCAGCCCGUUGUAGGUGGGGCUGUCAGUCAGUGUCAAAGGCGGUCAGCUCAUGGGUGCUGAGAAUGAGCCCCUUGGAAAACCUCGCCUGGUUUAGCCUGCAGGGAGCAGAGGAGGUAAGUAUUUGGCCUGCCAGCCAUAUCAAGUUCCCCACCCCUGUAACCAAAGGGGAUGAUUUUACCUCGACUCUGCUCUCUCUGCUUUGGUGGAAGGAUGUUGGAGGUAAAUCAGUAGCCUUGUUCUCAUGUGCUUUGUGGAGAAAUGCUGAGUAUAUAUGUUUGUCUUAUGUUUUGUGCUAUGGAAAAGAUUUCUGCAACUUCUGUUGAUGUCAGGGUAUAACAGUCAAAGGUUGAAGCCUUGUGCUGCUACUACAUUGCAGGCCUCUUUGAAGUUGCUGCUUGGUGACAGGUUCUAACAGAGGAGAGAGAGAUCAUUUAUUAUAGAUUUUGAUCAGGUACAUUGAUUUUGAUUUGUGUGCGGAACAGCAGGCACUGGCUGGCUGAAGGUUGUAGUCAGUAAAGAAAGGGCAGUUAGCAGCAGUUACUAAAGAGAAAUAUACUGUCGUUGAUGAGGGAGGCAUAAGGCAAAGACCAGAGAAAGUUGAGGUGAAAGCUGAAGCUUGAAUGUUAACUGUUUUUCAUCAGUGUGACAACUAUACUGGUGAAAAGAAGAAGGGAUUUGGUGGUUUGAACCAAAUAUUGUGGUUGCUGUGAGUCCCCAGUAUAUAAAUACAGAGAAACAUAUAAGGAUUCUGCAAGAUGGUUUUUUCUUUUCUUUAUUUUUCCCUGAUGGGGAUACACUUGCAGUCUAGUUCAGACCUGACUACAAUUCACAGGAACUGUAGUUUGCCCCUCACACACCUGCAAUUUCCAACACCCUUAACAAACUCCCAGGGUUCUUUGGGGGAGAAAAUGUGCUUUAAAUAUAUUUUAAAGACCGAAGUUGCAAAUAGGCUUCAAACCAACUACUGUAGUACUCUGAGGAACAAAUUUAUACAGUACUGUAGUGUGUACCCUAUUCAGCCAGCAGGUGGCAGAUAAGGCACUAAUAGAGACAAGGUCAGGAACCCUACCUGUAUAGCCUAGCAUUAAUAAUCACAAUAAGAAAUGGGAAAGAUAAAUGUGGCUUUCCAGUAAUUUCCCAUAUAUCCAUACCACCUUGAGUGCCUUGGAGAAAGUGUGGUACAAGCAUAAUAAUGCACAGAUAAUUUUGGUAUAUAUAUAUAUAUAUAUAGCCAUGUUAAUAAUGGCAAUAUUAUUAAAAUAAACAAUACAUUUCAUUUGAAUACAAAAUAAAUUCCGAUACACAUACACAUUGCAGCUAAAAAGUUUCUGGAAAGAGAAAUUUCAUGUCAUUAUGCACAAUCCAUGAUUCCAUGAAGAUGAAAUCUUAGUAUUUCAAACAAAGAAUACCACAAAUGUUGAAAAGCCUUUACAGUGGUACUGCCAAAUAGCAGUGAUAUUCCCAUAUAUAACAUUCUCCCAUCAGAGACAGGUUUUGAUUGAAAACCACAAAUGAAUGAUCAUGAGAUCAUGAGAUGGAGAUAUUUAGCUGGUGGUACUCCUGCUGAAAUAGCAAUUCCCCAAGGUGUCUGCAAAGGUUGGAAUGAACUGGAGAAAGCCAUACUGUUGCACUCUGCACCAUGGGUCUUUGCCUUUUUUGCCUUUUUUUUACUCCCAUUCAAAUUUAAUAGUUUGGUCUGUUAAUUAAUUAAAAUUAUAUGACUGUUUCUAAUAAUGUGUCAGCCCUUCAAAAAAUGUAAUAUAAAACUUUUUGGGUCCUCCCUAGGUAUUUCAAAUUGAGAAAAUCACUAUUCAUCACACCAUUAAUAUAAUAUUUCUAUAGAAGAGGAAGGAGGGCCAAAGGAAUGCAUGGUUUCUAUCUUAAAUAUUCAGUUAUGGCUUACAAUAGACAUCAAAGCAUUUGCUGCAAGGAAAUGUUAACUAAACUGCAGUCAGCUGUUCAUCUAUUGAAAUAGAAAUAAAAAAGGGAGGGCUCUUACUCUUAGCAAUGUACCAUAAAGAUAGUGUACUAUUUUGGUGCAGUCUGGAGAUAAGUGCAUACCUUCUAUUCUUGAACUGAUAUUCCUGGAUUCACAGACACCAAUUUUCCCUAGCAAUAUCAUACCCAUUUUCAAAACCAUUCAUCAACAGGAUCCUUUUUAUUUUCUCAUCCUUUUAUUGCUCACAAAACACCCAGAGAAUAUUUAUUCAGGGGCACAUUUUGGGUAGAAGUCAAUGUGCUUGGACUGCUAAAUGAUUAAAAGAAAGCUAAAAUUACAUAGCUACUAACUCUACUUGUCUCACUAGCCCUUUCUUCUUCCUAGUAAAUUUAUUAUUUCAGACAGAUAAAAACAUAUGUACUGCUGCUAAAUCCUUUUAGAGAUGGAAUAUAAAUACAUAUAAAGAAUCUUCACAGAUACGAAAAUUGAUCACUUUGGUUCUCUGAUAACAGAAACAAAAAUGUCACACCAUUUGCAGUACAAAUGAAACUGAAAGUUGUUCAGUAAAAUGGUCACCAUGUCUAAAGGGAAUUUAGGUCUGGAUUACACAUGCUGCUUCCUAGUUUUGAGGGGUUAUGCACAAAUUCCUACCUUUGCAAAUUUUAGCUUCCUAGAUACUGUGGAAUUUCAGAGUUGCUUAAACAUUGCAUGACCAUCCUCCUUUUGACAGGAUUUUAAACCAACUGCUGGAAUAAAGUUGAAAUCAUCCAAUUGUGGUCAACUCAUCCAUUAGUGAUGAUGAUGUAAAUGUUUCAGGUUGUCUAAGUGAGGAUAGGAUAGAACUUGGCAACAAACAUACUGAAAGAAGUGGCAGCUGCUUUAAGAGAUCAAAAGGUUACACAUGAGACAGUGUAUUUAUGUGAAAAUAUUUGAAGCCUCCAAACCGGGGAGAGGAGGACUGGAAUACUUAGUGCUAAAAGAGACUGAACCAAAACUUCAUGGAAGACUUAUAUAGAACUGGCACUAGUGGCAGUUUGAUAGGGAAUAAGUGAGGUUUAGAAGGAAGAGACCACAUCCAGCUUACCAUUGUACAUGGAUCUUACAUUCCAGGUUCCUAUGCAAUAUUUUUCUUUUUCUUUACAGCAUUGGACUUCCCUUUGCUGUAAACUAAAAUAAUAAUACUCUGGCCACUUCACGAGAAGAAAAGACUCCCUGGAAAAGACCCUGAUGUUGGGAAAGAUUGAGGGCACCAGGAGAAGGGGACGACAGAGAACGAGAUGGUUGGACAGUGUUCUCAAAGCUACCAACAUGAGUUUGACCAAACUGCAGGAGGCAGUGGAAGACAGGAGUGCCUGGCGUGCUCUGGUCCAUGGGGUCAUGAAGAGUUGGGCACGACUAAACAACAACAACAGAGGGAAGAGAAAAAAGAUUCAAGGAGGGCUAACCUAUGAGGUUUUUGUUCUGCCACAGAAAUACCCUAAUACACCAAAGCACCCAUUGCAUGUGCUCUCUUUGGGGCCCUUUAGAGAAUGAAAGCAGGAUAGCUCUGCUUUCAUAGCACCUGACUUGGACCUCUCUCCUUGGUCUCCACUGCUGCUUUGUCUCUUCCAGCUGCUUUCCUUGUUGAAGCCUGGAUUUGGGGAGGGGGGGUCUUGAUUGCUUGCAGGUAGGGAGAAGGUGAUAAUCAUUUGGCAGAAGUCAUGGUUGAUAAAGACACAACGAAGCCACCACCUUCUCCCACCACCAUGCCAGUUCCUGAACUUGAAAGGGUUCCUCAGCCCCACUGACUCCCCAACUUGUAUCAUUAUCUGCCCCCUGCCCCACCACAGGUACCCACAGAUUCAAAAAGGCUUAGUUUAGCAGCAGCAAAGCAGGAAGGAAAAACUGAUCUAUUUUGUGCACAGAGUAAUUUAGGAGAACAGAAUAUAGUUUCCCCUAAAUGAGUAUUCCACACAAACCAGAUCAGUUUUUUAAAAUAAAAAAGUUAUCUGUCAAUAUGUUGACAAUGCCACCUGAAGAAACUAACAUAGAAGAGUGGAAUGGGGCAGCCAACUAACUGAUGAGACAAUUAACAAGCAAACUCAGCAGGAAUCUAAAUAGCAAUGGGAAUGGCUGCCAAUAUGCAUAUACAGGGCUGAUUCAUUCUAAGUACAACAGCAAAUACAGUGGUACCUCGACUUACGAAGGUGAUCCGUUCCGCGGCCGUCUUCAUAAGUUGAGGUUUUCAGAUGUCAAAGCACCACUACGGCGCAUGCACGAAGUGCGAUUUUGUGCUUCUGCGCAUGUGCCGCCCGUGCGCGCGACAAAAGGACUUCCAAGGGUUGUCAACUUCGGAAGUCGAAACCUUCAGAAGUCGAAGCGUUCGGAUGUCAAGGUAUGACCAUACACUCCUGUGUGGAUUGCUGUGGGGAAGUUCAAAGCAAUAAACAUGGAUUCAGACCCAAUUCAAAUAUGGGCACAACCUGGCUCAUUCCCCAAACCUGUCAGGUGAAGUGUGGUAUCCACUCCUUUCAUGCACUCUUCAACUGAAUCAGUAUCUUCAACCUUUCGCUCAGAGACCAGUGAUGACUUUGUUAAAGGAGAUCCUGGCUAAACAUCAGGAAGAACUUUCUGACAGUAAGAGCUGUUUGGCAGUGGAACAGACUCCCAUGAGAGAUGGCGGACUUUCCUUUCUUGGAGGUUUUUAAGCAGAGUUUGAUGGCCCUCUGUCAAGGACGCUUUGGUUGAAAUUCUUGCAUUGCAAGGGGUUGGACUAGAUGAACCUCAGAGUCCGUUCCAUCUCUACAGUUCUAUGAUUCUAUCAGAUUAUAAAAUCUGAAAACUUGUUAAGAAAUCACAUAAUCCCCCCCCCCAUGAAACCCACAGUUCAGCUUUCCUAAUUACCUUCACACUUCCAAAUUACCUUGGCUAAAUUCAGUUCACAGCAGAUAAAUCAACACUUGUGUUAAUAGCAUCCUGUGAUGGAACUGGGCACAAGAACAUUCAGGAGUUCUUAUUAAUGUCACACUACUGUAACUCUGGCUUCUGUCAGUACAGUGGCAACUUAUUUUUAAAUUAGGUUUAUGGAGCAACAGAUUUUCCUUCAUUACUUAAACCAAUGAAUGUCAGUUGCACAGCCAUGUUGACAUCAUUUAGGAGCUGGCAGAAGGCUUUAGGACUCAAUUUCGUUAGGCUUGAGAGAGUGAAGACUUGUACUGUAGCUUGAAGAUGCUGUCAUAUAUUUGUGGAGGGAUAGCACUCUGUCUCUCCCCCCCUCUUUGCUGCUGCUAUAUUUAACAGCCUAUCCAGCCAUAAAAGGUUGGGAGUGUUGCUUUCACAUUCCACUGACUACAGUCAUUAUUUUUGUUCUGGACCUGAGGGUCCCUCAACCCUGGUCCUGUCAGCCACUCUGCUGGAUUGAACUUUUGCUGGAUUUCUCUCUUCUUCUCAUUCAUCCUUGUACAAGACUGAAAUUCUAUCAUUCUUAAUUUGACUACAGAACAUCAAAAGUGUGGGCUGAGCUAAGAGAAAUCCAGGAUGUCUUUACCAUUCUACCAGAGGCAUCAUCAACAUUUUGAUCGUACAUAUCGCCACAAGGAGCUGGAGUCUACUCUAAGUCAGUACCAAAGGGAGGAGAAGCGUAAAUCUGCCAUCUACACUCAUGGAUCUACUGCCUAUAGUAAGGAAGCUGCCUUGACCUACCACCAUGGCCAGCAGUCUGCAGCAUCUAGCCAUGAAUUGGCAGAAUCCUAUGCCCAUGAAUCAGCAGCUCACAGUAAAAGAUCUUCAGCCCUCAGUCUAGGAUCUGAAUUGAUAAGUAAGAAAGCUGAAGCCUACCAUCAUGGAUCUGAGUUGGUCAAUAAGAAAGCUGAAGCCUACCGCCUUGGAUAUGAAACCUACAGUCGAGGAAAAAUGUUGGAAGAUUAUUCUUUCAAGUUAAGUCCCAGAGCAAAGCGGGCUAAGCAGAGUAUAUUGUCAGAAGAAGAGAAGGAAAACACAGCUAUUGAUUAUGUAGUACCUAUAUUCAGAGGAAGACAAACCCAUAUCAGCGGGAUUACAGACACAGAAGAAGAAAGAAUAAAGGAAAGUGCUGCAUAUAUUGCGAGAAGGAACCUUAUGGCAGCCGGGGAAGGAAUUACUGCAACCAAAAAGGAAACUUCAUCUUCUAUGGAAGAAGAAACACGUCAGAAGAAGUCAAGAAAAAUAGCAAUACAAGAGACAGCUGAAGAAAUGGUUCUAAAGAAAACGUUAACUGAUAAGAUAGAAUUCCACAGAAAGUUAAAUGAAGACAAACUGUUACAUGCUCCUGAAUUUGUUAUCAAACCUCGUUCCCACACUAUCUGGGAAAAACAGAAUGUCAAAUUACACUGCACUGUGACUGGCUGGCCGGAGCCUCGUGUUACAUGGUACAAAAACCAUGUUCCCAUCAAUGUCCACAUUAAUCCUGGCAAAUAUGCAAUCGAAAGUCGGUAUGGGAUGCACUCUCUGGAAAUAAACAAAUGUGAUUUUGAAGACACUGCACAGUAUCGUGCUUCUGCCAUGAAUGUAAAAGGAGAGCUUUCAGCCUAUGCUUCCUUGGUGGUGAAGAGAUACAAGGGAGACUUUGAUGAGAGUUGUUUCCAUGCAGGAACUGUCACCCUACCCUUGAGCUUUGGUGUUUCUCCACAUGGCUAUGCCUCCAAGUUUGAGAUCCACUUUAUAGAUACAUUUGAGGUUUCCUUUGGAAGAGAAGGUGAAACAAUGAGUCUGGGCUGCUCAGUUAUCAUUCAUCCUGAGAUUAAACGGUUCCAGCCAGAAAUCCAGUGGUAUAGGAAUGGAGUCCUAAUUUCUCCGUCCAAGUGGGUCCAGACACAUUGGAGUGGAGAAAGAGCUACAUUGACCCUGACCCAUGCCAACAAAGAGGAUGAAGGCCUUUACACCCUCCGUGUGGUGAUGGGGGACUAUUAUGAUCAGUACAGUGCUUAUGUUUUUGUUCGAGAUGCUGAUGCCGACAUAGCAGGAGCCCCUGGUUCUCCUCUGGAUGUGAAGUGUUUGGAUGCUAACAAGGAUUAUGUCAUCAUCUCCUGGAAACAACCAGCUGUUGAUGGAGGAAGUCCCAUCUUGGGAUACUUCAUUGAUAAAUGUGAAGUUGGUACUACCCACUGGUCCCAGUGCAAUGAGACACCAGUGAAGUUUGCUCGCUUCCCAGUCACAGGUUUAAUAGAAGGGCGCUCCUACAUAUUCCGAGUCCGAGCUGUGAAUAAUGCUGGCGUGAGCAUUCCAUCCCGGAUUUCAGAGCCUGUAGCAGCCCUGGAUCCUGCCGAUAGGGCCAGACUUAGAAGUCAUCCCUCUGCCCCCUGGACUGGACAGAUUAUUGUCACUGAGGAGGAACCUACAGAGGGCAUUGUUCCUGGACCACCUUUAGACCUCCAUGUUACAGAAGCCACAAAGAACUAUAUUGUGCUCGGUUGGAAACCUCCGUUUGAGCGGGGCCAUGAGGGUGUCAUGUACUUUGUUGAAAAGUGUGUUGCAGGAACCGAAAACUGGCAGAGAGUGAACACUGAGAUACCUGUAAAGUCCCCUCGCUUUGCACUUUUUGACUUAGCUGAAGGGAAGUCCUACCAGUUCCGUGUCCGUUGCUGUAAUUCAGCUGGAAUUGGUGAGCCCUCAGAAGCCACUGAAGCCACUGUGGUUCGUGACAAACUUGAUAUUCCUAGUCCUCCUAGCCAUCUUAUACCUGUCAGAAAUACAGACACCUCAGUAGUUGUCACUUGGCAAGAAUCCAAAGAUGCAAAAGAGUUGAUUGGAUAUUAUGUAGAAGCAAGCAAAGUCGGAUCUGGUCACUGGGAACCAUGCAACAAUAAUCCUGUGAAAGGCACAAGAUUUACUUGCCAUGGACUUACUACUGGAGAUCACUACAUUUUCCGUGUCAGAGCUGUUAAUGCAGCAGGACUCAGUGAGUAUUCGCAGGAGUCAGAAGCCAUUGAAGUCAAGGCAGCUAUUGGGGGAGGAUUGCUUCAUGAUGUAUGUCCUGGACUAAGUGGUAAAGCUGAUGGGCUAACAGACCACACUGCCAACUGGGAAGGCAUGCAUGAGUCCUCCCAGCCUAUCUUUGACACAGAUGCUUUGUUAAAAUGCAAUGCUAAACCUAACAGGCAAACAGUGCCCGAUAGCUCUGGUAAGCAGAGGAGUCCGACAGACAAUAAAGUGAGUGAAAAAGUUCCAUCUCCUUCGUCACAAAAAGCAGCCAACAAGCAGGCAAGUAAGUCUCACCCUGAGGACCGCUCAGCACUGCAGAGAAUGAAAAAGAAAGGUGAUAUAGCUCCUCCAUCUCCACCAUAUGACAUCACGGUGCUUGAAAGCGUUCAUGACUCAAUGGUCCUUGGAUGGAAACAGCCGAAAACUGUGGGUGGAGUUGAUAUAACUGGCUAUUAUGUGAAUUACCGGGAAGUGAUUGGUGGAAAACCUGGAGAGUGGAAAGAAGCUAACAUUAAGGCAGUUAGUGAGAGGGCAUACAGGCUCCAUGACUUGAAGGAAAAUAUGACAUACCAGUUUCAAGUGGCUGCUGCUAACCUAGCUGGCCUUGGCCCUCCUUCUCCAGCUAGCAAGUCCUUCAAAUGUGAAGAAUGGACCAUUGCUGUUCCAGGGCCACCCCAUGAUUUGUCAUGCAGUGAAGUUAGGAAAGAUUCUUUGGUUAUAUUGUGGAAACCACCAAUUUACAUUGGCCGAAGUCCUGUAACUGGUUUUUAUGUUGACAUGAAAAAAACAGAUGCACCAGAGGAACAUUGGAGGAGUGUGAACGAGAAAGCUGUUGCAAACAAAUUCUUCAAGAUUACUGGCCUGAAAGAAGGCACCAGUUAUGUGUUCCGUGUACGAGCAGCAAACCAAGCUGGAGUUGGGAAGCCUUCAGAUCCCACUGACCCUGUAAUAGCUGAAACUCGACCAGGAACAAAAGAAGUUGUGGUUGAAGUAGAUGACAAUGGAGUAAUUUCUCUGAACUUUGAAUGUGAUCAGAUGACUGCAGACUCUAAAUUCAUCUGGUCCAAGAAUUAUGAACCAAUUGAUGAUGAUUCGCGGUUAGCCAUUGACACAAAAGGUGGAAAGUCAAAAGCUAUCUUUAAAGAUCUCAGUGAAGACGAUUUGGGCAUUUACUCCUGUACUGUAACAGACACAGAUGGAGUCUCAUCAAGCUAUACAUUAGAUGAGGAAGAAAUGAAACGCCUGCUUGCACUCAGCCAUGAACACAAAUUUCCAGUUGUCCCCCUUAAGUCUGAAUUGGCAGUUGAAAUUCUGGAGAAGGGGCAGGUGCGGUUCUGGAUGCAGGCUGAGAAGUUGUCUCCUCAUGGUAAAGUCAACUUUGUAUUUAAUGACAAGGAAAUUGUUAAUGGAGAGAAAUACAAGAUGAAAGUUGACCACACUUCUGGUAUGAUUGAAAUGGUUAUGGAUAGACUUGAAGAUGUGGAUGAAGGCACCUAUACUUUUCAAAUUCAGGAUGGCAAAGCAACCAAUCAGUCCAGUCUUGUUCUUAUUGGUGACGUGUUUCAGAAACUACAGAAAGAAGCAGAAUUCCAGAGGCAAGAGUGGUUCAGGAAGCAAGGUCCACAUUUUGUUGAGUAUCUGGGAUGGGAAGUUACUCCUGAAUGCAAUGUGUUACUAAAAUGCAAGGUAGCCAAUAUUAAGAAAGAAACACACAUUGUUUGGUACAAAGAUGAAAGAGAGAUAAUGGUUGAUGAAGAACAUGACUUUAAGGAUGGCGUAUGUACUCUGCUGAUAACAGAGUUUUCUAAGAAAGAUGCUGGUAUAUAUGAAGUAAUAUUGAAAGAUGACAGAGGGAAGGAUAAGAGCAUAUUGAAGCUUCUGGACACAGCUUUUGCAGAUUUGAUGACGGAAGUAUGCAAAGUGAUUGCUUUAUCUGCAACAGAACUGAAAAUCCAGAGCACAGAAGAAGGCAUCAGAUUAUAUUCAUUUGUUAGCUACUACUUGGAAGAUCUGAGAGUGAGCUGGUCACACAAUGAUGUUAAAAUGAAGUAUACAGAAAGAGUUAAGACUGGUGUUACUGGGGAGCAAAUCUGGUUGCAAAUCAAUGAGCCAACACCCAACGACAAGGGAAGAUAUAUAAUGGAGCUCUUUGAUGGCAAAACUGGACACACAAAGACAGUGGAUCUUUCUGGGCAAGCCUUUGAUGAAGCCUUUGCUGAAUUCCAGAGGUUAAAAGCAUUGGCUAUUGCAGAGAAAAAUCGUGCCCGGGUGCUUGGAGGGCUGCCUGACGUUGUCACCAUCCAGGAAGGCAAGGCACUUAAUCUUACUUGCAGUGUCUGGGGAAAUCCUGCUCCAGAAGUUUCAUGGCUGAAGAAUGAAAAGCUUCUGAUGGGAGAUGAUAACAUCAUCCUGAAACUUGAAUCAGGAAAACAAGCGAGCUUCACCAUCACGGCUGUCAGUACAGCUGACUCAGGGAGAUACAGCCUUAUAGUGAAAAACCAGUAUGGCACAGAGACAAGUGAUUUAACUAUAAGUGUGUUCAUACCUGAGGAAGGGAUGGCCCAUGCCCCCCUUCCAGAUCACGGCAAAGGAGAUAAGAAAAAGAAGGCAUGAAGCUAAAGCUAAGAUGGACAAGUGUUGCAGAGAGGUAGAGUUCUAUCUGGUUUAAUAAUAUGUGUGUGUAAAUGGCUUUGCCUGUGAACAUGAAGUAGAUCUUAUCUCUUCCACUCACUUCAUUUUAGAUGUUGUGGUCAGGCAAAAAUGGGGAAUGCUCCCCCUCCCAGCCUGGCUUCCUGUCACAUGAACUUAACUCAGAAGCAUAAUAUUUAAGGAUGUCAUUUAAUCAGUGAUGUGAGUGAAAGGAUGGAAAAAAAUUACAGUCUUUUAUUGGAGAAGAUUUUCUCACCAGGAAUCUAGAUUUGAGCCUGCUGGUAAUCUAGUAUAAACUGAAUGUAGUGUAGGAUAGUACUCUAGAAAACAGAUGUUAAAGCAAACAAAUGUUAUGGGUUGACAUGAUAUUAAUACACACCAACGCCAGUGAAAAAAUUUGUCCCCUCCUCAGUAUUCAAAAAUAAAUAAAACACUUUUCUUUCGC
Zootoca vivipara (common lizard) is the source of this 12983-nucleotide messenger RNA. RefSeq names its product myomesin 1 (gene MYOM1). Gene Ontology annotation, molecular function: kinase binding. Gene Ontology annotation, biological process: sarcomere organization. Lineage: Eukaryota; Metazoa; Chordata; Lepidosauria; Squamata; Lacertidae. Gene Ontology annotation, cellular component: M band. The record is from RefSeq and is a predicted model, not a curated record.